GCUAACCUCAGCAAGGCACACCAGAGUACCAGACGUCAAGACCACCAGACAACCUGACCUGCCACCGGGCCGGAGCCCCAUUUGAAAAGUUUGCGACGGAGGAAGAGAGAAGCUGAGCUGAACGCCAGUACUCAACGGCUGCCGAGUGCCGAUCGAGUGGCGACGACCAUGGCUUCCCUGCGGGAAACCGGGCGGCGCCUCCUCUGCUGCUUCUUCCUCUGCCUCUCGCUGUCCGCGGCCGCGCGCGCGGCGACGCUAAACCACGAGUGGGAGAUCAGCUACCAGUUCAAGUCCCCCGACUGCGUGUGCAAGCUCGCCGUCACCAUCAACGGGCAGACUCCCGGCCCGACCAUCCGCGCCACGCAGGGCGACACCGUCGUGGUCAGGGUGAGCAACUCGCUGCUGACGGAGAACGUGGCCAUCCACUGGCACGGCAUCCGGCAGAUCGGCACGCCCUGGGCCGACGGCACCGAGGGCGUCACGCAGUGCCCCAUCCUCCCCGGCGACGUCUUCACCUACACCUUCGUCGUCCACCGCCCGGGCACCUACAUGUACCACGCCCACUACGGGAUGCAGCGGUCGGCGGGGCUCUACGGGCUCAUCGUCGUCGCGGCGGCGCCCGGCGCGGAGCCGUUCGCGUACGACGGCGAGCACGAGGUGCUGCUCAACGACUGGUGGCACAACAGCACGCACGAGCAGGCGACCGGGCUCGCGUCCGUGCCCAUACGCUGGGUCGGGGAGCCCCACUCGCUGCUGAUCAACGGCCGCGGCAGGUUCAACUGCUCGGCGGCGGCGGCGGGCACCUGCGACGCCACCCUCCCCGAGUGCGCCGCGCCGGUGUUCGACGUCGUGCCCGGGAAGACGUACCGGUUCCGCAUCGCCAGCCUCACAUCCUUGUCUGCUCUCAACUUUGAGAUCGAGGGCCACCCUAUGACUGUGGUUGAGGCCGACGGGCACUACGUAAAGCCGUUCGUCGUGGACAGCCUCAGCAUCUACUCCGGCGAGACCUACUCCGUGCUCAUCAAGGCCGACCAGGACCCCAACCGCAACUACUGGCUCGCCUCCAACGUGGUCAGCCGCCAGCCCGGGACGCCGACGGGCACCGCCGUCCUGAGCUAUCUCGGCGACCCGCGCAGCCCGCCCCCGACGCCGCCGCCCGCCGGCCGGGCCUGGAACGACACCAUGUACCGGUUCCAGCAGAGCGUGGCGACGGUGGCGCACCCGGCGCACGUCGAGCCCCCGCCGCCGCGCGCCGACCGCACCAUCCUCCUGCUCAACACGCAGAACAAGAUCGACGGGCGCAUCAAGUGGGCCCUCAACAACGUCUCCUUCAGGCUCCCGCACACGCCGUACCUGGUGGCCAUGAAGCGCGGCCUCCUGGGCGCCUUCGACCAGCGGCCGCCACCGGAGAAGUACGCGCACCAGACGUACGACAUCUACGCCAAGCCGCCGAACCCGAACGCGACGACCAGCGACGGGCUCUACCGGCUGCGGUUCGGGUCGGUCGUCGACGUGGUGCUGCAGAACGCCAACAUGCUGGAUGACAACAAGAGCGAGACGCACCCGUGGCACCUGCACGGGCACGACUUCUGGGUGCUCGGCUACGGCAUCGGCCGCUUCGACCCGGCGGUGCACCCGGCGACGUACAACCUCAGGGACCCCAUCCUCAAGAACACGGUGGCCGUGCACCCCUACGGCUGGACGGCGCUGCGGUUCAAGGCCGAUAACCCAGGAGUGUGGGCGUUCCAUUGCCACAUCGAGGCUCAUUUCUUCAUGGGGAUGGGCGUUGUCUUCGAGGAAGGGAUUGAGCGGGUCGCCGAGCUCCCGCGGGAGAUCACGGGGUGCGGGAAAACAAAGGGUGGCCACUGAUGAGCGUACAGUUCUUUGUUGUAUCAUGUGAUUAGCAUGUAAGAUAAUCUUCCUGCAGCUUCGACAUUUUUCUAGUAGUUAAGAUUCUUUUGUUUGUCAAUAUUAGCGACUAAGAUAUACUAUAGCCAACACUGACAAUCUGCUUUGUCAUUGUACCGCCGUUGAAUCGUUGCUAUGUGCAUACAUAAUCCAGAGGAUGAUGAGUCAGGUUUGAAGGUUUUUA
Molecule: messenger RNA, 2092 nt
Organism: Panicum virgatum (switchgrass)
Lineage: Eukaryota; Viridiplantae; Streptophyta; Magnoliopsida; Poales; Poaceae
Product: L-ascorbate oxidase-like
Exons: 2
Coding region: 169-1869 (566 amino acids)
Cellular component (GO): extracellular region
Molecular function (GO): oxidoreductase activity; copper ion binding
Source: RefSeq, a predicted model, not a curated record